AUGGAAGGAAGCUGGUUCCACAAAGAGAGAUUCCCAUUACUCCUUGUUCUUGGUCUUCUCCUUCAAGGAAGAGGCAGUACCUUCGUCGUCAACUGCUCAGGGUUUGGCCAGCAUGGAGUGGAUCCCACUGUUCUGGAUUCAGUGUUUGAGAGGAAGGCCUUCCGUCCAGUUACCAACUUCAGCGUCCCCACCCUAGUCAACAUCUCCUUUACUAUGUCUGCCAUCCUAGAUGUGGAUGAACAGCUACAACUCUUGUCAUCAUUCCUGUGGCUGGAAAUGGUCUGUGAUAACCCAUUUAUCAGAUGGAACCCAGAGGAGUGUGAGGGCAUCAUGAAGAUCAGUGUGGCGACCAAGAAUCUAUGGCUCCCAGACAUUUUCAUCGUUGAGUUCAUGAAUGUGAAUAAGACCCCAAAAGGCCUCACUGCAUAUGUGAAUAAUGAAGGUCACAUCAGAUAUUAGAAACCCAUGAAGGUGACCAGCAUCUGUAACCUGGACAUCUUCUACUUCCCUUUUGACCAGCAGAACUGCACACUCACCUUUAGUUCAUUUCUUUACACGGUGGAGAAUAUGCUGCUGGGCAUGGAGAAAGAAGUGUGAGAAAUAGCAGAUACAUCCCAGGAUAUCGAUCAAACCCAUGGAGAGUGGGAGCUCCUGGGCAUCAACAAGGCCACCCUGAAGAUGUCCCUGGGCACCAGCCCAUAUGAUUAGAUCAUGUUCAACGUGGCCAUCAGGCACAAGCCCAGACUCUACAUCACAAACCUCUGGUGCCCAGUGUCUUUCUGGUUGCCAGCAGAAAGUGGAAAUCGUGCCCCAUUCAAGAUAACGCUUCUGCUGGGCUACAAUGUUUUCCUGCUCAUGAUGAAUGACUUACUCCCCACCAGUGGCACCCCCCUCAUCAGUAUGGCAUCACCAGCCUUGGGGACUUUCAGUGCUAAAACUGGCAUAGUCCUGGAUGACAAGGCCAGUUGGUCACCCUACCUGCUUCCUCUCUUUUAUACCACAGCCCUCCUCCUCCUCAAGCACACAUGUCCCUUGGGGGAGGCUGGAUAA
Molecule: messenger RNA, 1050 nt
Organism: Suricata suricatta (meerkat)
Lineage: Eukaryota; Metazoa; Chordata; Mammalia; Carnivora; Herpestidae
Product: 5-hydroxytryptamine receptor 3E-like
Exons: 7
Biological process (GO): regulation of membrane potential; nervous system process; signal transduction
Cellular component (GO): membrane; neuron projection; synapse
Molecular function (GO): neurotransmitter receptor activity; extracellular ligand-gated monoatomic ion channel activity; transmembrane signaling receptor activity
Source: RefSeq, a predicted model, not a curated record